GCGCGCCAGUCAGCUGGCGGCGGGGCGCUCCGCGCCGCUCGCGUCCGUCGCCGCCGCCGGCUGCCGCGCCACGCUGCACGGCCGCUCUCUCCACUAGUGUCGUGUUUACUCUCCACGAGGAAACUCGUGUCGUUGGCGAGCUGAGCUUUUACGCACGUGUUCUUACGCUAACAUGUUUUUUUCGCAACUUGCGGGUUUAUCGCACAAGAUUAAAUAUAUAAGAUAUCAUCAAUGGGCAGUCGUAGUUGUCUAUUCUUCAUAAUAGUGCAGUGCUUAUAGUGGCGUAAAAUUGACGAGAUGCAGUGUCGAUUACUAUUUUAUUGUGGUCGGUAAACGCGGUCCGAGUGAUGUUCGGAACCAUAAGCCUGGCCGUGUGGAGUGUGUGGUGGGUGGCGGCCGGCGGUGUUCAACCGCCUUUACUAAACGUACCGCUUUGCUGUCCCGCCGGCCAAGAAUUAGGACAAGAGGCAAUUUCGCGCAACUUAACGCAAGUUCUGUCGGUCGCAGACGCCAUCGAAGCCUGCCAGCCCUCCGACAGACGAGACCCGUGGAAGCCUCGCAUCUAUGCCCCAGCGAGAGGCUCUUUUAUGGUGCGGUUGCCGGCUCACUGGCACUUGGCGUACGGAGCCAUCCCCGACUGCGAUAAGGUUCGCGUGCUUCCCGAGCACGCAGCAGCGUAUGCGUUGCUCGCUAACAAUGGCUCUCUGUGGUUACGCAGUGCGGCGCUCGCGUUGCCGACGAGCGUUUACUGUGCUGAUGCAACCGCUGCACUAGUCUGUGUCGAGAAUGCUCCCCAUCCGCCUUCCAAGUGUUGCCCCGAAAACAGAACGUUCGAUGGAAUCAGAUGUAUCGAUGAUGAACGCCGUGCGGCGAAGACGGUGCUAGAAUUGAACGCUCUCGCGAAUGGUAGCGCGGUCGGAGUCGGGUGGCCGGCGUGCGCGGAGGGGCUGCGUUACGCGGUAGCGGGAGCUCUGCGAGGAGCGAAGCUAGAUAAGGAGGGAGGACUUCAACUAGUGCAAGGAGAGUGGCUCGCGGCCGGCGCUUGGUGCGCUGAGGCCGUGGUGGACGAGGACGAGCCACGAAUCCUAGCAUGCGAGGCGGCGGCGCGAGCCACUAGACCAGCCCAGGCCACGCGGCACGCGCUGUACGGCGCCGGGCUGGCAGUGGGCGCGGCGUUCCUGGCGGCGACCCUGGCAGCCGGCUUCGCGCUGCCCGCCGCACACCACGCGCUCCACUGGCGCUGCCAGACGCACUACGUGGCGGCGCUGAUGCUGGGCGACGUGCUGCUCGCCGCCACGCAAUUGGCCGGGGACAGGGUGCCUCCGACGCUAUGUCGAGCUCUCGCGGUGUGUAUGCACUUUCUGUUCCUGUCAGCGUUCUUCUGGCUCAACACGAUGUGUUUCAACAUAUGGUGGACAUUUAGAGACUUCCGGCCGACGAGCCUGGAGCGCGGCCAGGAGGCGUGGCGGCUGCGCGUGUACAUGCUGUACGCGUGGGGCGGGCCGCUCGUGGUGGCCGGCGCGGCCGCGCUGCUCGACCAGCUGCCACCCGCCGCCGCCGGUGCCGGCGCCGCGCCCUUCCUGCGCCCGCGCUUCGCCGUCCAGCGCUGCUGGUUCUACGGUGACAUGGAGAUCCUCGUCUACUUCUUCGGCCCCGUCGGCGUGCUGCUGCUCGUCAACCUGGCACUCUUUAUAUCUACCACGCGCCAGCUCACCUGCGGGCUCUGGCGGCGGGACGAGGUCAAGUCCACUUCGGAAAGGGCGGCGCUGGGGCGCGUGUGUGCCAAGCUGGUGGUGGUGAUGGGAGUGACUUGGGGCGCGGACGUGGUGUCGUGGGCGGCCGGCGGGCCCGACUACGUGUGGUACGCGACGGACCUGCUGAACGCGCUGCAGGGCGUGUUCAUCUUCCUGGUGGUGGGGUGCCAGCCGCACGCGUGGGCCGCGCUGCGGCGGUGCGCGGCGGCGCGCUGCUGCCGCUGGUGCUGCGGGGCCGCGGCCGCCGCCGACGGCGCCGGCGCCGCCGCGCGCGCCACGCACUCCUCCACGCACCUGCCCUCCUGCGGCGAGUCGCUCACGCACACCACCGCCGCGCCCGCGCCCGCGUCCGCCGCCGCCGCCGCCGCCGCCCCCGCCCCCGCCAAGAUCCCCAUGGAGACGGUGUGCUGAGUGGUGCGUGCCCGUGCAGUGCAGACUAGUGCCUACUGCCCCGCGAAUCCAGCUUUAAUGUACUUCUCGUAUGUCAUACGUGUAUUUAUUCUACAGUAUUAUUUUUGUAUUUGUGUUUAACGAUUACGAUAACAGUGUAUCGUAUGAUUGUGUGUAACAGUAGAUAGUGAUCCGUAUCUACGAGUACAGCGAGACUGUCGGCCGCUACGAGAGGCUCUGUGUAGUUCGUUAUGUCCGCGAGGCGAAAUAGUUGUGUAAUUAAUGACUAAGUAAGUAGUGACGUGCACUCCGUGCAUCCUCACAAUGAAUGUCGACGAGACUUUCGCUCUUGCCUGUUCGAUUGGCUGUUGAAUAAAAAUUAAUGAUGUAA
Molecule: messenger RNA, 2535 nt
Organism: Galleria mellonella (greater wax moth)
Lineage: Eukaryota; Metazoa; Arthropoda; Insecta; Lepidoptera; Pyralidae
Gene: mthl1
Product: probable G-protein coupled receptor Mth-like 1
Exons: 4
Coding region: 348-2165 (605 amino acids)
Biological process (GO): G protein-coupled receptor signaling pathway; cell surface receptor signaling pathway
Cellular component (GO): membrane
Molecular function (GO): G protein-coupled receptor activity
Source: RefSeq, a predicted model, not a curated record